UCUCGCGUUGUAAGAUUCAUCUGCUCGUGAUUAUGUAAUAUAAGUAAUUAAAUGCUUGAUUCAUUUGUUUUUAUGUAAUAAUUGAUGUUAUUGAAGAAUUUAAAUAAAAGUUUAAAAUAAUAAUAAUAAUAAAUUCGGGGCUAUUUGUCUUCAUGGGAAAGGUUCAGCUUAUCCCUGCCAUGAAUCUCAUAUCGGAGAUAUGCAGAAGCCUUUGAGAGAGCUGAGCAGAUUAUGCUUGGGUACGAACAAUCAGAGUAAUGCAGUAGUAGUUACAGCAGAUAUAGUUUCUUCUGAACCUCCGAGUGGCUUACCAUUACUUCAAAUAUGGCCCAGCGAAUCUCCAAGAGGCGAGGCCGAUGGUCAAGCUUUUAUUUUUCCAGAUGCCCAAGACAGUAUCAACGACAGUGGUAUCGAAUCUAUUCAGGCUUCCCCAUCUCCAUGUGGCGUGGCAUGCAACAGCGUGACAGCAAGUCCUUUACAAUCACGUCGACCAAGCCUUCUACAUCCAGAUCAUGCACGUCUUCAUCUACAUCAUUUGCGACACAAUCAUCAUGGAUUAGAUCGAACGCCACUAUCCCCAGAUCGGACUUCUAUAGACGAGGAACAACCUCCGGCACCUCCAAGUCCGUCCAGUUCAACCACCAGCAGCCUUAAGUCUAUGCCCAGUUCGACAAUGGCUUCCAUACAUUCUUCACAUGAUAGAAGACGUAGUAGUAGAUACAGUGUUUUUGAUGCUUUGGACUUGGAGUAUGCACUUUUGCGAGCUGCAGCAAGAGGUUCAGUUGGUCCAUAUUCAUUCUCAGAAUCUCUUCACAAAUUGACCUUCACCCAGAGUCUAGCUUUUCCAGCGCUGGCGCGAGGGCUAGCAUUGAAACAAAAUGUACCAACGAGACAACCCCAGCAGCAUUCUGAAAGUGGUUUAAAUGUUUUUGCUAAAGUCGUUACUGCUUUAGUGUUAAUGCUUGUGAGCGUUCUUGUGUUCGGGAUAGUUUAUAAAUUUGUAAGAACGUGAGGAUGGUUGCUGGUACCCGGUAGAAAUUUCAACUCUUCUGAAGAGCUUCGUAGCCUUAGUGAUAUCGAUAGAACGGGUGCCAGCGAUCAUUUUGUUAUAAAUACUUGAAAAAUGUAAAAAAAUAAUCAAGGUCUUACUUAAUUAUUUGAAGGAUAUUAUUAUUAUCUUUUUUAUUUUUAAUUCAAAGUGAAAUCAUCGAUUUCGAAUGAUUAUAUAAAAAAUAUAUAUAUUUAUAUAUAUAUAUAUAUACACUUAAAUAUAUGCUCUUUAAAUAUGCUUGCGUAUGAAUGUAUGUUAUUCGAAUAAAAUUCGUUAACAUAUUUAUUUUGGAGAACUUGGAUAGAAAUAAAUUCAGUAAAUUUUAAAUUAUUUUCAACUCUAUUAGAAUUGAUGAAAUGCUGCGUUACUAAAACGUCGAGGAAACGAGGUUGUAAAAGUUGCACUUACGUACACUUGAGAGAAUAUUCCUGUUCGUACUGAGAAAUAAAGAGAAUGAAUUUCCGAUAAAAUGCAUUUUAAAAUGGGGUGGAGGUUAAGUUUCCUUUUUGUAAAAUUAAAAAGUAAAAAAUGUAUCUAUACAUAAUUUAAAAAAAAAAACGUAAAAAUGACCAAUUGUAAUAGGUAACUAUGAAUACUCAUUUAUUUAACUCUAAACUUUUGAAUAAUUAAAUCUUAAAGCUCCAAAACUAUUUAUUGAUUUUGUAUAAAAAAAAAGUAUCUCCUCCAUUAUUUUUAUAACUUUUAAUUGAUUUCAUAUUGAA
Microplitis demolitor is the source of this 1773-nucleotide messenger RNA. RefSeq lists its product as uncharacterized. The transcript is spliced from 4 exons. Lineage: Eukaryota; Metazoa; Arthropoda; Insecta; Hymenoptera; Braconidae. The record is from RefSeq and is a predicted model, not a curated record. The coding region runs from base 200 to 1012 and encodes 270 amino acids.